Messenger RNA from Drosophila persimilis, 1343 nucleotides. RefSeq names its product GTP-binding protein Di-Ras2. Gene Ontology annotation, molecular function: GTPase activity; GDP binding; GTP binding. Gene Ontology annotation, biological process: signal transduction. The record is from RefSeq and is a predicted model, not a curated record. Lineage: Eukaryota; Metazoa; Arthropoda; Insecta; Diptera; Drosophilidae. The coding region runs from base 642 to 1343 and encodes 233 amino acids. Gene Ontology annotation, cellular component: plasma membrane. The transcript is spliced from 5 exons.
AAAAUUUCAAUUCCGAUUCCCGUUUUGCACACGCCGGCCGGCCGGCUGUGUGGGUGUGGGGCCGUGCGCAAGAGCUUCCGCGCGUUGGGGUUCGUGUCGGGGCUAAAGCUUUCGUAAACGGGUCCGUGGCAAUGCGCAGACGCUUGAAAAUCUGGCCACCGUUGGAUACUGGUGGGGGCAGCAGUAGCAGCAGCAGGGUAGCGUGGCUGGUGGGCGGGACUCGUAUGGGAUCCAUUGGACGAUUUCACAGUGCGGCCUGCAGCAAAGACCACGGGCAGAGUUACGGCGGCGGCAGCGACAACGACAACGUUAACAACAAAUUCUGCAACGAAUCGAAGUGCAACGAAAUGCAAGUAACAAUUGCGACGCAAUUGAAGCUCUCCUCAGAUCCUGCAAGCGGCAGGCCACUUUCCCGCAGCUACUAUCGCGGCUUCUAGGCGCCCUCGCCUUCGCCAUCGCCCCAAUGUCUGUAUAAACGAAAGUAUGGCGCUCAAGUAGAACAUUCCACAAGCGGUCGACAGCAAGCAAACAAGCCAGCUCCGCUUCCGCCUCCGCAUCCGCCUCUGCUGUUGCCAGCUCCUGUGUGGAGGAGCCAACCAAUAUCGAAACGAUAUACCACCCACCUCAAUUCGCAGCGAGAGAUGACGGAGCAAAAGAACCAGGUGACGCGUGCUGCACCGGAGCAGAGCAACGACUACCGAGUGGUGGUCUUUGGUGCCGGCGGCGUAGGGAAAAGCUCCUUGGUGCUGAGAUUCAUCAAAGGCACAUUCCGGGAAAGCUACAUUCCGACCAUUGAGGACACCUACAGACAGGUCAUCAGCUGCAAUAAGAAUAUUUGCACGCUGCAAAUAACAGACACAACGGGAUCGCAUCAGUUCCCAGCCAUGCAGCGACUGUCCAUAUCGAAGGGACACGCUUUCAUCCUGGUCUACUCGGUGUGCUCCAAGCAAAGUCUGGAGGAGCUACGGCCCAUCUGGGCGCUAAUAAAAGAGCUCAAGGGCGCCGACAUACCCAACAUUCCCGUCAUGCUGGUGGGCAACAAGUGUGAUGAGACCGCCGAGCUGCGGGAGGUGUCGCAGAUUGAGGGCCAGGCGCAGGCCACCACCUGGAGCAUAUCGUUCAUGGAGACAUCGGCCAAAACCAACCACAAUGUAACCGAGCUGUUUCAGGAGCUCCUCAAUAUGGAGAAAACGCGUACUGUCUCACUGCAAUUGGAUACGAAGAAGCAAAAGAAACAGAAGAAGGAGAAAAAGGCAAAGGAAACGAAUGGCGCCAUACCAGAGAACGGGGAGGCCAGCGCCAGUGCCAGCGGCGGUGCCAAAGAGAAGUGUCGGGUUAUGUAA